CCUGUUCCAACUCAACAGGUCCAGAUUGCGCCGCAAAUAUUUGUCCCCGAUGUCCCGGCCGGUGGAUCGAAUGCGAUAUCCGACGACGACAUGUGUAUGAAAGCAAUGGACGAAUUUGAGGAUACAGAUUCUUACACCGUUGCCGUCAACGGGAAACGUGUUUCGACCGCCAAUACCACCUCAGCUGCUAACGCUAAAAAAAUUAGAUUGAAUCUCGUCAAGUCACCCGGGUUUGUUGAGAUUUUGUCGUCCGCAAACCGUAAAAUAGUUUGGUAUUAUGCUAAAAAUAUUACUAAUACAAUGAUUUAUUCUGACUUUCUCCGCCCGCUUAUGCCUGAGCUAGUCAAUUUAUUGAAAACCCACGUAAAAAAGCAUGCGAUUAAAUUCAAUUUGAAACUCGAGGCAGCAUACAACCGGCCCAACGUACCAAACUCGUCAGAGAACCGGGCAUUCAAGACUUCGGCGGUAGAACUUUAUCCGCUCCGCAUAGUGACAUUAGAACGAUUGUAGAGAGGGCGUAUAUAAAGUUGAUGAAGGAGAAAGAUGACUACAGUGGGAGAGGGAGUGGGUUUUCUCUAGAGUCAAUAGACGGGCUUGUUGUUGGCGGUAUAUAAAUAUACACCAUUGGGUGGCUCGUCGUAUAUCGAGUUGCCAACGUAUAUCGACAGGAAACGGGGUACAAUAAAUCCACAAAACACAGACCAGGAAUGUUUUAAGUGGGCAA
Molecule: messenger RNA, 724 nt
Organism: Acyrthosiphon pisum (pea aphid)
Lineage: Eukaryota; Metazoa; Arthropoda; Insecta; Hemiptera; Aphididae
Exons: 2
Coding region: 91-510 (139 amino acids)
Source: RefSeq, a predicted model, not a curated record